Molecule: messenger RNA, 4501 nt
Organism: Manduca sexta (tobacco hornworm)
Lineage: Eukaryota; Metazoa; Arthropoda; Insecta; Lepidoptera; Sphingidae
Product: NAD(P) transhydrogenase, mitochondrial-like
Exons: 23
Coding region: 167-3307 (1046 amino acids)
Biological process (GO): NADPH regeneration; proton transmembrane transport
Cellular component (GO): mitochondrial inner membrane
Molecular function (GO): NADP binding; NAD binding
Source: RefSeq, a predicted model, not a curated record
GUAUACCGGCGGGAUUCAUUUUUUUUUUGUUGCUUGCUUUGUUCCUUUGGUGGCUUCAAAACCGUUGCGCUGUGCAUGUGUUGAAAGUGUGUACUUGCCGGGCGCUCCGGUCGAGAACUGUUACGGAGCGACGUGUUUUUGGUAACAUUAGAUAAAGUAGUACAAAAUGUGUGGGUGUUUAAGAAUAUUGAAGGCAUAUAAGCCAGUGCCGCGGUCCUGGCACUGCAGGCUCUCUAGCAGCUCUGCAGCUGCCCCUCCUACCCCAGGAGUGCCUUACACCAAACUUAGUAUUGGAGUGCCUAAAGAGAUAUGGCAAGAUGAAAGAAGAGUUGCUGUAGUACCUGCUGUUGUUAGCAAAUUAGUAAAAAAAGGUUUCAGUGUCAAUGUAGAAGAGAAUGCUGGGUUCUUAGCAAAUUUUAAUAACCAACUUUAUGAAGAGGCUGGGGCCAAAGUAACUAGCUUAAAGGAUACAUUCCAGUCUGAUAUUAUUUUAAAAGUCCGUCCAAUAGUAGACAAUGAAGUGCCACAUUUAAGGGAUGAAGGAACACUUAUAUCAUUUCUAUAUCCAGCUCAAAAUCAAGAUUUAAUUAAAAAGAUGGCUGAUAGGAAAAUGAAUGCAUUUGCUAUGGAUUGUAUCCCUAGGAUUAGUCGCGCCCAGGCUUUCGACGCACUCAGCUCGAUGGCGAACGUAGCCGGGUACCGUGCAGUUAUUGAGGCAGCAGCACACUUCCCCAGAUUCUUCUCAGGUCAGAUGACGGCGGCGGGUCGCGUGCCGCCGUGCCGCGUGCUGGUGGUGGGCGGCGGCGUGGCGGGGCUGGCGGCGGCUGCGCAGGCGCGCUGCAUGGGCGCCGCCGUGCGCGCCUUCGACACGCGCCCCGCCGUGCGCGAGCAGAUCGAGAGCCUCGGCGCCACCUUCGUCACCAUGGACAUGAAGGAAGAGGGAGCCGGGGAAGGUGGAUACGCUAAGGAAAUGAGUCAAGAGUUCCUGGACGCUGAGCGGGCGCUCCUGGGCAAGGAAGCGAGGACCUCUGACGUGGUCAUCAGCACCGCGCUCAUCCCCGGCAAACCUGCCCCACUUCUUAUCUUAGAGGAUGCUGUACGGGACAUGGCCCCUGGUAGCGUUAUUGUUGACCUCGCAGCGGAGAUGGGCGGAAACGUUGAAACAACAAAGAAGGGCCAAAUCACAAAAACACACGGCGUCACACACAUCGGUCUCACGGACUUGCCGAGUCGCAUGCCGGCACACGCCUCCACUCUCUACGCCAAUAAUAUCUCCGGAUUUCUAUUCAGUUUGGGUACGGAUGAUCACUUCCACAUUAACCUGGAGGACGAGGUGACGCGCGGCGCGGUGGUGCUGAAGGCGGGCGAGCUGCUGUGGCCGCCGCCGCCGCCGCCCAGCAUGGCGCCUGCGCAGGCGGCCGCCAAGCCCACCGCCGUCAAGGCCGAACCACCCAAUCCAUUCAACGAGACGCUCAAAGAUGCCUUCUUAUAUUCUACUGGUUUAGCCUCUCUGAUUGGUUUGGGAAUAGCGUCACCCAACCCGGCAUUCACAACAAUGACUACCACCUUGGCUUUGGCAGGUGUUGUGGGAUACCAUACAGUGUGGGGCGUGGUGCCGGCGCUGCACUCUCCUCUCAUGUCUGUGACUAACGCCGUGUCAGGUAUCACUGCCGUCGGCGGAUUGCUGCUUAUGGGCGGCGGAUACGUGCCCGAAACACCAGUGCAGUGGUUAGCAAGCACAGCGGCUUUAAUCUCAUUUGUUAACGUGUUUGGUGGAUUUAUGGUGACGCAACGGAUGCUUGACAUGUUCAAGAGGCCCGGUGACCCACCAGAAUACGGCUAUUUGUACGCGAUUCCGGCUGCUGCCCUCAUGGGCGGGUAUAUUACCACAGCAAUGCAGGGUUACCCUGAGGUACAUCAAAUGGCGUAUCUAGCCGCCUCAUUGUGUUGUGUCGGCGCGCUUGCAGGACUUAGCUCGCAGGCGACAGCCCGCAAAGGAAAUUACCUAGGCAUGAUCGGCGUGGCGGGCGGCAUCGCGGCGACGCUGGGCGCGCUGACGCCGAGCGCGGAGGUGCUCGCGCAGAUGCUGGGCGUGGCCGGCGUCGGCGGCCUCAUCGGCGGAACCAUCGCCAAGAAAAUCGAGAUCACUGAUCUGCCUCAGUUGGUCGCCGGUUUUCACAGUUUGGUCGGAAUGGCAGCCGUGCUGACGUGUCUCGCGACGUACAUGCACGACUUCCCGGCGAUGGCGAUGGAUCCCACGGCGGCCACGCUCAAAACAUCUCUCUUCCUCGGUACAUACAUCGGUGGAAUUACAUUUACUGGAUCCCUAGUGGCUUACGGCAAGCUGCAAGGCUCGCUAUCAUCGGCGCCACUGUUGUUGCCUGGCCGUCACGCCAUCAAUGCUGGCCUGUUGGCUGGCUCGCUAGGCUGCGGCGGAGCUCUCUUAGCGUUCCCUGAAGCCCCGGGCUUGCCCUUGCUGUCUGCUGCGGCCGUGCUUAGUGGCAUCCAGGGUCUGACGCUCACUGCCGCUAUUGGAGGAGCGGACAUGCCGGUCGUUAUAACUGUACUGAACAGCUACUCCGGCUGGGCGCUGUGUGCCGAAGGCUUCAUGCUCAACAACUCUUUGAUGACAAUCGUCGGCGCUCUCAUCGGCAGUUCUGGAGCUAUCCUUUCCUACAUUAUGUGCAAGGCGAUGAACCGAUCGCUGCCCAACGUGAUCUUGGGUGGGUACGGCGUGACGAGCGGCGGCACCGCGCGCCCCGCCGGCGCCACGCACACUGAACUCAACGUAGACUCCGUCGCCGAUCUCAUUUACCGCGCCUCCAACAUCAUUAUUACACCAGGUUAUGGUCUAUGCGUGGCGAAAGCGCAAUAUCCCAUUGCUGAACUAGUCGAGUUAUUAAAAUCUGCCGGAAAGAAAGUGCGAUUUGCCAUACAUCCUGUAGCCGGUCGUAUGCCCGGCCAGCUUAAUGUGUUGCUCGCCGAGGCCGGUGUUCCUUAUGAUGAUGUGUAUGAAAUGGAGGAAAUCAAUGAGGAGUUCCCUGAAACAGAUCUCGUACUUGUUAUUGGUGCUAACGACACGGUGAACAGUGCAGCUGAAGACGAUCCCAAUUCGCCCAUUGCGGGAAUGCCCGUACUCAAAGUAUGGAAGUCAAAUCAGGUGGUUGUUAUGAAGAGGUCAAUGGGCGUGGGUUACGCCGCUGUGGACAACCCUAUCUUCUACAAUCCAAAUACAGCCAUGUUACUCGGCGACGCCAAGAAGACUUGCGACGCCUUGCUUGAAAGAGUCAAGCAUCUUGCAGCGUAAUUAAACUAAUUAAUGUUGCGAUAAACACCAAGACAUCAUGCAAGAAAGUAUAUUUUUAUUAUAGUUUAAUUUUAAAAUGCUGCACAAAUUCUACUUAGUAAAAUUAACAGCCAGCAUUAAAAUUAUCAAUCUACAAAACUUUCUUUAUGACAGUUGGGUGUUUUUUGUGCAUGCUUUAAAGAUAUUUUUGUAAGUCGUUUUUACUUAGGAUUUUUAAACCACCCAUAGUAAAAACUUUAUGCCAUUUCUCCAUAAAAUUUAUUAUAUCGAAAUUUUAUUGAAAUAUUAUUAGAAAAAGGGACUGAUUUUUUUUAGUUAUGCGUUUUCGAUUGGAUUUAUAAAAGGCUUACAUCUUUCCAGAAGAUUGGCUUUUAUUAAAAUUAAUUUUAUACAUAGAAUGGAAUGAGAAACAAUCAGUUAAGUUUGUUGGGUAUGUGUGUCAGGAAAAUGCCAGUCAUAUGAAGGAAGCGUUAUUGGCUUGGUAUAAAAUUAUUACGUCAUAUUUGAAUGUUUGGAAGAACUUGUAUUACAUAAAUAUGCAAUUUGCUUCAUUGUUCAAGUAGGUAUUGUUAUAUUUUUGAAGGUGAAAUUUAACAUACUUUUUUCAAACUCAUAGCUUUACAAAGUUUUCAUGUUGUCGACCAACAUACAUAAUAUAAUAUUUUAGUAGAUGAAUUCAAGUGCCUUUAUAUUUUAUGAUGUUAUAAAUGUAGUCUAUUCAAUCUGAAAUACUAUUUUUAAUGAUUUAAAUUUUAUUACAAUAAAUGAAUAUCACAAUUUUACUAUGUUAAUAACAUUGAGAUUUUUAUAUACCUCUGCAUAGACUUUAUUUAUUUGCUGCAGAUAUUAUUUUGUCUAACUGCAAUUAUUGCAUUUUGAUUUCGCUUAACCUCCCUGCACAUUCCAGUGAUACAUGCUUUUGCAGGUAAAGUGUAUGAACUAUCGUAAAGAUAAUCUUGGUAAAAAUAUAUCAUUAAAAUAUCCCCAAACCAAACUUAUUUAUAUGCGUGUUUGUAAAACCAGUGCACUUAAUGAAAACAAUGCAAGAUUCUAUUUUAUAUAAAAAUCUUAUCAUUCCAAGUUCAUUUACUCGCGCAUUAUUUACGUACUUAGUUCAUGACGCUAGAAGUUAAGUUUAAGUGUGAAAUGUAAGCUUUGUAAUUUGUGACUGAAUAAAAUCUUUUUUAAAUUUGA